GGUGGAGCGGUCCCAGAGAGAGAGGGUGGAAGGUGCGCGCUAGAGAAUAUACAAUAAUAAAUAAUCACAAUAAUGUCUGCCCGGUGAGAUGAGGCUCCGAAAUGGAACUGUUCUGACGGCUGUGGUCUUGUGCAGUGUGGUCUCGGUGUCCUGGUACGCGGCGUUCUCCGCUCAGAAAGGGGAUGUGGUGGACAUUUAUCAGCGGGAGUUUCUAGCAUUGCGUGACAGACUUCAUGCAGCUGAGCAAGAAAACAUCAAACGGUCUAAGGAACUGAAUGUGGUUUUAGAUGAGAUAAAGCGAACCAUUGCUGAGAAACAAACUCUGAGGGACAUCAACAGAACCUGGAGCAAUCUAUCAGAUGAAACUAAGCUCAAACUCUGGAACGUCACCGUCAGUAAGAAUGUAUUACAGCUGCCGAGCAUCUUCCAUCACCUCCCGCACCUGCUGGCCAGAGAGAACACUUUCCAGCCUUCCGUCUACUUGGGACAGAGGAGAACUGGAGUUUCGAUAGUGAUGGGAGUUCCCACUGUUAAGCGCGAGGUGCACAGUUACCUGAUCGAUACCUUGAACUCACUCAUUUAUGAACUGACCCCUGAGGAGAAGCAAGACUGUGUGAUUGUCGUACUCAUUGCAGAGACAGACUUGCCAUAUGUAAAUAGUGUUGCAGAAAAUCUCAAAAGUUUAUUCCCAAAUGAAAUUCAGUCAGGGCUGCUGGAAGUCAUUGCUCCCUCAGUGAACUAUUACCCUGACUUCUCCAAUCUGAAGGAAACGUUCGGUGAUCCAAAAGAAAGGGUCAGAUGGAGAACAAAACAGAACCUGGACUAUUGCUUUCUAAUGAUGUACGCCCAAUUGAAGGGCACCUAUUAUGUACAGCUGGAAGACGAUAUUGUGGCAAGACCUAAUUAUUUAAGCACAAUGAAGAACUUUGCACUGCAGCAACCGUCAGAAGAGUGGAUGAUCUUGGAAUUUUCCCAGCUGGGAUUUAUUGGAAAGAUGUUCAAAUCACUGGACCUAAGUCUGAUUGUGGAGUUUAUCCUGAUGUUCUACAAGGACAAACCCAUCGAUUGGCUGCUCGACCACAUUCUCUGGGUUAAAGUCUGUAACCCAGAAAAAGAUGCAAAACACUGUGACCGGCAGAAAGCAAACCUCCGAAUCCGUUUCAAGCCCUCCCUAUUCCAGCAUGUGGGAACACAUUCCUCACUGGCCGGAAAGAUCCAGAAACUAAAAGAUAAGGACUUUGGGAAACAUGCCCUGCACAAAGGACAUUCCAAUCCCCCGGCAGAGGUAACUUCCAGCCUGAAAACCUACCAGCAUUUCACAUUGGAAAAGGCUUAUCUGGGAGAGGACUUCUUCUGGGCCUUCACCCCAGUGGCUGGUGAUUUUAUACGCUUCAGAUUUUUUACACCAGUGAAAGUGGACAGGUUUUUCUUCCGCAGUGGGAACAUUGAACACCCUGGCGAUAAGCUCUUCAAUACCACUGUAGAGGUUCUGCCAUUUGAUAUGGUACAGUCGGGGAAGGAAACCUUGCUGGAUGGAAAAGACAAAUUUCCCAAAUACCAGAGAACAGAAGAUGGCUAUAUCCGAAUUGCUUCUUUCACGAAUGGUAUCGCCGAGGGAGAGGUCGACCCUUCAUUCGGGCCGCUGGAGGUUGUUCGUUUGUCUACCCUGUCAGACUCGCCGGUUUGGGUGAUACUUAGUGAGAUAUUUAUAAAGAAAGCUGAGUCUUAACAGAAGAGAAGACUUGGGUUUGACACUGAGGGCUGCUGCCUACAGCCUGCGAUGGUUUGAUUCUGGAACCUUUCCCCUUGGUUCUUGGCUCUUCGAUUUCAUCGCAGGAAGACUGCACCACCUACUGGCCAAUCCGGCAGAGCAGGAGAGGCCAACAAUGUCCCAGAACACUGCAUAAACUGACAUAUCUAGGAGCAGUUUGUGUCUGCUGUGAUAUCUUUUCUACUCAACAAAAUCAAACAUUGUAUGAGAGUCCAUUUUUCAUUGGAUCUUCCAUGCUGAUGCUCACUUGUCCGAUUUAUUCUAAAACAUGCACCAUUUUUUACCUGUACUUUGCGGAAUGUUUACACUAGGAAAUAUUGACAGUGAUGGGCCUGUUAUGUAGAAUGUCUCAAACUGGAGGGAAAGGGCAGGGAGAGUCUCUUAUUGUAGGGAGAAUGGUUAGGGAGAAUUUCUUAUUGCAGGGAGAAAGGGAGGGAGAGUCUGCUAUUGUAGGGAGAAAGGGAGAGAGGAUGGAGAGUGUUGGAAAUUUAACAGGAAAGUUCAGGAUAAGGGGUUCUUUCUAAUAAGGAGUCAGGGAUAUGGAGUCUCUCAAACUGGAGGGGUCUGUAGGAAGGGAAUGUUUGGUAUGUAUCUGUAAUCGAAGAGGGUGGAGAUAGGGAGCAUCUAACUAGAAGGAAAAGUUGAAGAGCAUCUGAAAUGAAAAUUGGAAAAUGGAAUGCAUUGAGUGAGUAUCUCAAAUCAGGGAUUUAUCCAGGUUGUGUGUCCUUAAUUUUUACUCACUUUAGAGAGAAUUUUAUAUCCACUACAGUCAAUAAUGUUUCGGAUGCAAACUUGAUUACAGACUAACUAUUUAAAAAAUUCCUGAAUUAUUUAAUUGGAGUAUAGGUUCACACUGUCUCCAAGGUGCUGGAUAAAUCCUUGUUUCCUGUGUAAAUUUGCUGAUCAAAUGAGCUGAGACUUGAGGUAUGGUUGGCCAGUUCCAAAUACUCCACAUGGGACUUUGACCCUUUUACUACCAAACUGGUGCAGGAGAAAUUUGACAGAAUAAAAUAAACGUUUGAGCUCUGAUCCAGACUCCAUGGAGGUGAUGAGAACUAUAUUGAUCAAAUACUUAUUCUUUGCCUAGUGAAUGUAGGAUCUUUCUUUUGAAUCCUUGUCAAUUCUGUGCAAACUAAAACAAAUGCUAUACCAGACAGGUCUCUUGUCUCUGGUUCAAAGUUUAAGGGUCUGAACGUCGCCAUGUCGAUAAUUGUACCGUGAAAGGUGGUGUGAUUGGGAAAAAUGUUUUGUGCUUACGUCAACCUUUUCAGGUAAAAUUAUUGAAAGGAGGAUUUCUGCUUCCAUGGUGUUUUUAUUACAAGUAAUAAAGACUGCAGUGAAUGGAUGAAAGAAUUUAAUAUAUUCAUUUUAUAAACUGUACUAUUUUACACAAUCUGUAAAUAAGGCCCAAUUUGUAGAUAAUAAACAUGUAUCAUUACAAAUCCAUAA
Messenger RNA from Pristis pectinata (smalltooth sawfish), 3220 nucleotides. RefSeq names its product alpha-1,3-mannosyl-glycoprotein 4-beta-N-acetylglucosaminyltransferase B (gene mgat4b). Gene Ontology annotation, cellular component: endoplasmic reticulum; endoplasmic reticulum-Golgi intermediate compartment; Golgi stack. Gene Ontology annotation, biological process: protein N-linked glycosylation. The transcript is spliced from 15 exons. NCBI's taxonomy places the organism in Eukaryota, Metazoa, Chordata, Chondrichthyes, Rhinopristiformes, Pristidae. Bases 89 to 1729 code for a protein of 546 amino acids. The record is from RefSeq and is a predicted model, not a curated record. Gene Ontology annotation, molecular function: acetylglucosaminyltransferase activity.